AAAACAUUACUAAUAAGCAAAUGAAUGAAAUUGAAGAGUGGCAGCCCCCCAGGAUUUCCCGUUACAUCCGAGGGCGCUAAAGGAAGUACACGUAGUAGAGUAGAUGCCCUGCUUGAAAUCUUGCUAAGUUCCCUACAUGCAGGAGUUGUCGCUCGAGAAUGGAAAAUUGCACACCAUUGCGAGGGAAGCAGGGAAUUGCAGACCAGUUAGCCUAACAUCUGUGGUAAGGAAAAUGUUGGAGUUUAUAAUCAGGGAUGGGGUAACUGAGCACCUUGAAAAUUCUCAGUUAACCAGUGAAAGCCACAGAGCCAGCAUGGAUUUAUGACAGGUCGUGCCAACAAACCUUACUGAAGUUUUGAAGAGGUGGCUGAGUUAUGGACAUAGGAAUGUCAAUGGAUGUUGCUUAUAUGGAUUACCAGAGGCAUUUGAUAAAGUCCCACAUAAGAGGCUAAGUUAGAAACCUAUGAUAUUGAGAGCAAGUUACUGACAUUGUGACUGGUGAAGCAGCAGCUGAAAUUGGUUGAAUGGCAAGUGACAAAAAGAAUGGUUAAUGGGUAGGAACUCAAUUUGGCAAGAUGUGAUCAGUGGUAUCCCAUAGGAUCUCUGAUAGACCCUCAAGUUAUUUACAUUAUUUAUUAAUUAAUUGGAUAAUGACACAAAUAGCCAUAUAUCAAAAUUUGCAGAUGAGACAAUGUUAGGUGGAACCCCAGCAUCUGUCGCAACACUGCAGACUUCUUACAGAAACUCUGCACUCACGGCCUAGUCAAACAAGGAAUAUUCCUCGUUACAGCUUCGCUUCGACAGCCUCAGUACGCAACACCAACAAUUGUCAAUCUCUGAACACCAUCCUACAAAUCAUCUGCUUCAUCCUCGACGUUUUCACCUUUGACAACCAGUCCUUCAUCCCGACACAUGAAACAGCCACGGGGACCAAAUUUACACCCCAAUAUGACAACAUUUCCAUGCACAAGUUUGAACAAGACUUCUUUACUGCACAGGACCUCCAACCAGCAUUAUACACCAGAUAUGUUAAUGACAAUUUCUUCCUCUGGACCCGUGGCAAGGAGUCACUGAAACAACUGCACAGUGAUAUCAUCAAGUUUCAUCCCAUCAUCAGAUUUACCAUGGACUACUGUUAAGUAUCUGUCUCAUUCUUAAACACACACAUAUCCAUCAAGGAUGGGCACCUCACUCUACCACAAACCCACGGAUUACCUCACGAUGCUGCACUUCUCUAGAUUCCACCCUAAAUGUAUUAAAACAGCCAUUUCAUAUGGAUAAGCGCUACGCAUACACAGGAUCUGCUCAGAUGAGGAGGAACGCGAUGUACACCUGAAGAUGCUGAAGGGUGCCCUCAUAAGGACAUGGUAUGAUGCUCAACUCAUCAAUCGCCAGUUCUGACAUGCCACAGCAAGAAACCGCAAUGACCUCCUCAGGAGACACAGGAUGCAACCAAUAGGGUACCCUUUGCUGUUCAAUACAUCCCGGGAGCGGAGAAACUACUCCAUGUUCUUUGCAGUCUGCAACACACUAUCGAUGAGGAUGAGCAUAUCACCAAAAUCUUCCCUCUGCCUCCCCUUCUCGCCUUUUAAACAAACCCCAAAAUGACAACAAAUGAAUGGACACCGUGCAACAAUCGCCAGAGCGGGAUGCUCCCUCACAGUCAAGGAACACCUCAGCGGUUAGGGACAUUCGGCCUCAGAUCUUCGGGUGACCAUCCUCCAAGAUGGACUUUGGAAUGUGCACCAAUGCAGAGUGGCCGAGCAGACGCUGGUAGCCAAGUUCAAUACCCACAAGGACGGUCGUAACUGCAACCUUGGGUUCAUGUCACACUACACGUGUCCCCACUACACUCUCUCUUCCCGCUUCCCCCCCUCCCCUUUUCACAUACACACGCACAAGUCACCACACUCUCACCCAUGCACACACCCUCUUGUGGGCGUAUAAUCUGUCAUACUCGCGCAUACACUGCCAAGCACACACACAUGCAUCCUCCUCCCUCACGUGUGUAUAUACACACACACAGAGUCUAUGGGUGAAUUUAUAUUUGCAGAUAUAUUCUAAUUUUGCUCAAAAAGCACAGAACCUGCAGGUAAUCAAUGCAGGUAGUUAAUCCAAAUAACAUUUUAUAAAUUCCUACUUUGGAAAUAGAAAGAAUCUAACUCAAGAUUGGGAUACAGACUCUAACCUCACACCUUAUACACUGUCUGAGCCAAGAUGUCACUUUUAAGUUAUCUCGAGAAUGUGAUUUAAAAUAAGUUCUGGGAUUUACAUAUUAAUGAACCGAAACCUGCAACACAUUCUAAAAGAUGAAAAACUUAACUGCAAUCUAGAUUCAAUAUAUCAUUUUAAUUGCAUGACACUAUGAUCUUUUGCUAUAAAUUGUGUUUUAGAGAAUCCGUACAGUGUGGAAACAGGCCCUUUGACCCAACACGUUUACACCGUGGGUGGCACGGUGGCACAGUGGCUAGCAUUGCUGCCUUACAGCGCCAGAGACCCAGGUUCAAUUCCCGCCUCAGUUAACUGUCUGUGUGGAGUUUGCAUGUCUGCAUGGGUUUCCUCCCACAGUCCAAACAUGUGCAGGUUAGGUGAAUUGGCCAUGCUAAAUUGCCCGUAGUGUUAGGUGUAGGGGAAUGAGUCUGUGUGGAGUGCUCAUCCCCAUCGGUAAUGUGUUGCACACUGUGAAGAACAUGGUGUAGUUUCUCCGCUCCCCCGGGUGCCCUCAUAAGGACAUGAUACGAUGCUCAACUCAUCAAUCGCCAGGUCUGACAUGCCACAGCAAGAAACUGCAAUGAGCUCCUCAGGAGAGAGACACCAGAUGCAACCAAUAAGGUACCAUUCACUAUCCAGUACUUCCCGGGAGCGGAGAAACUGCGCUAUGUUCUUUGCAGCUUCAAUACAUUAUUGAUGAGGUUGAGCACCUCGCCAAGACCUUUCCUACACCUUCACUUCUUGUCUUUAAACAGCCACCAAAUCUUAGACAGACUAUUGUUGGCAACAAACUGCCCAGCCUACAGGACAACAUCGACCACAACACUGUACAACCCUGUCAUGGCAACCACUGUAGGACGUGUCAGAGUGUCAACAUGGAUAUUACCAUUACACGUGGGAACACCAUCCACCAUGGCAGGUACUCAUGCGACUCGGCCAACGUUGCCUAUCUGAUAGGCUGCAGGUUUUGAUGCCCCAAGGCAUGGUACAUUGGUGAGACAAAGCAGAUGCUACAACAAUGGAUGAAUGGACACCACGUGACAAUCACCAGACAGGGAUGUUCCCUCCCAGUUGGGGAACACUUAAGCGGUCAGGGAUGCUCAGCCUUGUAUCUUCGGGUGACCGUUCUCCAAGGCGGACAUCAGGAUAUGUAACAAAACAGAAUGGCCAAGCAGAGGCUGAUAGCCAAGUUCGGUGCCCAUGAGGAUCGCCUCAACCGGGAUCCUGGGUUCAUACCACACUCCAGUUACAGAAAUGAAGCGAAAUAAAUGGCAUCGUAGUCACCAGUAUGGGUGGCAUGAUCGCCAACGACGACAUCAUCCAAGGAGAUAUCGGGGACAUGAUAGGCACUCAUCAAGGGAAUGGAACCAGAGAUCUGAUCCUUAUGCAUCUGUAAGUGGUUUAAGUGAACAGAAUAGUUCAGCAACUGAAUCAACAAGCAGUGCCUCAGUGUCGACUGAUGUGCCAGAGUUGCCGGGCUUUUACUAUGAUCGCAAAAAGGACAGAUACUUUAGGCUGUUACCUGGACACAAUAACUGUAACCCUCUAACUUGGGAAUCGAUUAGGAAAACGGAAAUGGAGGAAAAGCGAUUGAAGAAGUUGGAAGAGGAUGCUAAAACUAAGCUGGUGGUUAGAAUGGGUCUGAAUCUCACGAGGCUCCUACAGAAAAGACAUUCUGGAUUAAUGAAACCAGCAUCAUGUUUGCGAUUUAUUCAAGAACUCAAGGUCAGUGGGAUGAGAAAGAAUAAAUUGGACAUUCGGAGUUUGGAUUCGUCCAUGCAAAGCAAUUUCCAAAUGCUUUUGGCAGACACCAACGUGGAGCGGAUAUUUGCUGCAAUAACUGAUAAGGCUGGCUACAAAUAUGGAAUUUUAAAUUUGGAUGGACAUCGGAAAGAAUCGCAACUUAUUUCUGUGGAUAUGUGUGACAAUCUCUACUCCACGCAUCGUAAGGGGACUGCAGCUUGUUGGGCGUCUCUGAACGGCCGUGAUUCUCAUGUCUUGCUUUGCCUUUCUGGCAAUGCGGAUGUACCGGGAUGUAUUAGCCUACUUCCAACUUCAAUCUUCAGUGACUCAAAUCCUGCGGAUCACCUGAGUAUGCUGUGUAACUUUAGGAGUUCAAUGGUCUGGUCUUGUGCCUGGUGCUUCAAUCCACAAGCUGAUAAAUGCUUCAGUACAGGUUUGUUGAACUGUGUCUGUGUGACCGAUGCCGUAACAGGUCAAAAACAGAUAUUCUACACAAACAGCAGUGUUCUUGCUCAGCAGUUUGCUCGUAGGGCCCCUGUGUUGUAUAAUGGCUGUCGAUCGGGAGAGAUUUUCAGCCUAGACAUCAGACAACGAAUGGCAAAAGCCCUGAGCUGGGCAGGUACAACAAUCUCCCAAAACUCUGCUGUGACUUCCAUCCAGCUCUUACAGGAUGAAAAUUACCUCUUGGCUGCAGACAUGAUUGGAAAGAUUAAACUUUGGGACCUGAGGACUACAAGAUGUGUUAAACAGUUUGAGGGUCAUCAUAAUGAGUGUGCUUAUCUCCCUAUUCAUCCCCAUGAAGAAGAAGGUGUUCUUUUAGCUGUUGGACAAGAUUGCUACACUCGAAUCUGGAGUCUACAUGAUGGUACCCUCCUUCGAACAAUUCCAUCUCCUCACUCUAUUUCCAAGGACUCCAUUCCCAGUAUAGUUUUCUCUUCACAGUUGGGAGGAAGAAAUGGUGUACCUGGACUUCUGAUGGCAGUCUAUCAUGAUCUAUAUCACUUCUCAUACAGCUCCAAUCACUGACUGUAACAGUGAGAGAAAAUCAAAAAUAUAGUUCACAUGGCACCAGCUCUGAGGCACAGCCAACAAUAAUGAGAUUUGUUAAGUGAAGAAGAAAGGUUUCAAGCCAUUAUAUUUUUCUAAUCUCCUCCAGCAGUGAUGUUUUUAAAAUACGUGUGUGAAGAGCAGAAGAGGCUGAACAGCUGGUCCUUUAAGUUUGUGUACUUAAUGGAAUAUUGUAUUGUGCUGGUUACAUAAAAUUUAAAUGAAUAAACUUUUCUUUUGUUAGA
Molecule: messenger RNA, 5246 nt
Organism: Hemiscyllium ocellatum (epaulette shark)
Lineage: Eukaryota; Metazoa; Chordata; Chondrichthyes; Orectolobiformes; Hemiscylliidae
Gene: wdr21
Product: WD repeat domain 21
Exons: 14
Coding region: 3412-4980 (522 amino acids)
Cellular component (GO): Cul4-RING E3 ubiquitin ligase complex
Molecular function (GO): protein binding
Source: RefSeq, a predicted model, not a curated record